Lotus japonicus is the source of this 1101-nucleotide messenger RNA. RefSeq lists its product as uncharacterized. Gene Ontology annotation, molecular function: nucleic acid binding. The transcript is spliced from 2 exons. Gene Ontology annotation, biological process: DNA integration. The coding region runs from base 1 to 1101 and encodes 366 amino acids. The record is from RefSeq and is a predicted model, not a curated record. NCBI's taxonomy places the organism in Eukaryota, Viridiplantae, Streptophyta, Magnoliopsida, Fabales, Fabaceae.
AUGGACAAGUUUCAGGUAAAUCAUGUUCCGAGGGAGGAAAAUACAAGGGCUGACAUACUAUCCAAACUUGCAAGCACGAAGAAACCAGGUAACAACAAGUCUGUGAUUCAAGAGACUUUGAAGGGUCCAAGUGUGAAGGAGGAUGAUGUUAUGAUGGUAACGGGCGGAGCAACUUUAGAUUGGAUGGAUAGAAUUCGAAUGUGCCUGGAAGCGGAUGGAUCAGAUUUAGCUCUGUUUUCAAAGGACCAGAUACGAGAGGCGAGUCGUUAUACAAUGAUGGGUGGACAACUUUACAGGAGGGGCGUAGGAGUACCAUUGUUAAGGUGUGUUAGUAAAGAGGAUGCAGAAAGGAUUAUGUUUGAAGUGCAUGAGGGGGUUUGUGCUAGUCAUAUAGGAGGAAGAUCUUUGGCUUCGAAAGUGUUGAGGGCAAGAUUUUAUUGGCCUACGUUAAAGGGCGAUUGUAUGGAAUAUGUUAAGAAAUGUGAAAAGUGCCAAGUUUUUGCUGAUCUUCACAGGGCACCUCCUGAAGUUUUAAGUUCAAUGAGUUCUUCAUGGCCAUUUGCAAUGUGGGGCGUAGAUAUUCUGGGUCCAUUCUCUCGGAAGGUUAGAGAUUUUUGUGCAGAGAUGAGAAUUGAGAACAGGUUCGCCUCAGUUGAACACCCGCAAUCUAAUGGGCAGGUUGAAGCAGCAAACAAGGUGAUUUUGAAUGGCGUGAAGAAGAGAUUGGGCGAAGCAAAAGGAUUAUGGGCAGAUGAAUUGAUCACAGUGGUUUGGGCUUACAACACAACACCCCAAUCCACUACUGGAGAAACACCUUUCAAGCUUGCUUACGGAGUUGAUGCAAUGAUUCCAGUGGAGAUACAAGACAUGACUUUUCGAGUGGCUACAUAUAAAGAAAACCAGAAUCGGGAAAAUGUUCUAGUGGACUUGAACUUGGCAGAUGAGGUAAAAGCAGAAGUCCGUUUAAGGGAGACUGCAGUCAAACAAAGGUCAGAAAGGCGUUAUAAUACACGAGUGGUGCCUAGAAGCAUGAAAGUGGGCGAUUUGGUAUUACGCAGAAAGGCAAAAGGUCCAACCGAUUCAAAGCUGACACCUUACUAG